AUGGAGCAAGUGUAUCAAAGAGCACAUACAGUGGUUGUCUACCUGGGUGAACCUACGACGAAAACCGAAGAAGCAAUGCGGACACUGGGGUAUUUUGUCAUCAUUCAUGCCCACGACACGGACGCCCCCCCUUGGGAGACCACGCCGCUUAAACAAAUCCAGGAUUCACUCAGGGAUAUUAUCGAUCGCAGUUGGUUCUAUCGCAUUUGGACUGUCCAAGAGGUGACCCUGGUUCGUCGAACAACCAUGUUCAGCGGCCCAUACGAAGUGUCUUGGGAUUCCAAUGUGCAUAGCUUGAAGACCAUUCUGUUCCGAAUCAAGGCCGCUGUUAUAUCCCCCGAGUGGUCGACGCGAUUCGGAGAGAGCGUCGACCACGACUGGUCGAACCUGCUCAGCAUCCUCGAUGCCCAACUGCGACAGGCUGCUCGGCGAGAGGGAGUCACGAUCGCGAGAACGCCGCUGGACUUGGCAUAUGACUUUCGCCAAAGAGUGUCAACAGACCCAAGGGACAAAUACUAUGCCAUUUUCAACCUCGUUGAGAAUGAUUCGGGAGCACGCCUAAUUCUGCAACCAGACUAUACCAUGUCCCUGGAGGAGCUUCACCGACGGUUCACCGAGGAGAUUAGAAGGAUCAGUCUUGCCUUGUAA
Messenger RNA from Canariomyces notabilis, 648 nucleotides. RefSeq lists its product as uncharacterized. The record is from RefSeq and is a predicted model, not a curated record. Lineage: Eukaryota; Fungi; Ascomycota; Sordariomycetes; Sordariales; Chaetomiaceae. The transcript has a single exon. Bases 1 to 648 code for a protein of 215 amino acids.